Molecule: messenger RNA, 1273 nt
Organism: Gastrolobium bilobum
Lineage: Eukaryota; Viridiplantae; Streptophyta; Magnoliopsida; Fabales; Fabaceae
Exons: 3
Coding region: 1-1161 (386 amino acids)
Molecular function (GO): zinc ion binding; nucleic acid binding
Source: RefSeq, a predicted model, not a curated record
AUGAUUCGUAGGAGCAGUAAUAAGGCUACCAGACUCGGGAAUAAUGCUAAUGCUUGGACUGAAGACCCUUUGGAGCUUAAAUCAUUGAAACAUGGCAGGUACCGCGGUUCUACUCAUGGAAGGACAGGCAAUGCACCUGACGACCUUAUCACUACCGUCGGGGGACUGGCCACUUUUGUCCAGAACAUGAGUCAAGAGUGGCGAGAAUAUAGGAGGCAUCAAAACCCGAACCAGCCUCCGCUGAAUGACAAUGCUGAGGAAAUUGCCAGACGGAGGUUGAAGGACUUCUGCAACUUUCAUCCACCUACAUUCGAAGGUGUAGAUAAUCUGGAGGCUGCAGCAAGGUGGCUGCAGAUGAUUGAGCAUAUAUUUGAACGGAAGGGAUGUCCAGAGGCUCAGAAGACUGAUUAUGCCUCAUACCAGUUGAUUGGGGAAGCAUUGACUUGGUGGAUCGGUGCGAGGGCUCUGCUGCGAGCUCAAAAUGUUGAUCUGACUUGGGCAGUGUUCAGACGGGUUUUCCUGGACAAGUAUUUUCUGAAGUCCAUGAGAAGAAUGAAGCAUACUGAACUGUUGUCACUAAGGCAGGGUAACAUGACUGUCAAUGAAUACAUCGCUAAGUUCGGGCAGCUGAUGGAAUAUGCCAACUAUGAUCGGAACAUCUAUGACAAAGAAUGGCAAGUGGAGAAAUUUGAAAGAGGAUUGCACCCAGAGAUCCGGAAGCUCAUUCUGACUACAGCUAAUCGUACUCUGCCUGAAUUAAUUAAUCAGAGUCGGCAGGCGGAAAAAAUUAUCAAUGAAGCCAAGAAUCUGUCAAAGCAGCCAAUGCAAUCGCAGGGAGGAAGCAAAGUGGGCCGGUUCUUCAGAAAGAUUACCGGAAUGAAUAAAGGCAAGGGUCCGCAGUUGCAAGCUCGGACUGGAAACUUCAAGAAAAAUAAUGCUCCUAGUCAAACAUCUGCCGAACAACAGGGUUCCAACGCUUGUCCUACUUGUGGGAAGAAUCAUACCGGAGUCUGCCGACGUGGAAACAACUUAUGCUACGGAUGUGGACAGUCGGGACACUUUAUUUCUGAUUGCCCACAGAAUCCUAAUCGAAAUCCUACUCAUGCUCGGGUGUUCACCCUUGAUGCAAAUGAAGCUCAGAAGUAUCCUAAUCUGAUUUGAGGAGGGCGGAAGAGCAUAUGAAGUCAUGAUUAUAUGGAUAUUUGCUGUUAUGUGCUGCUGUUAGGAUUUUUGUUGUUGUUGUUUAUUUGAUUGAUAACUGUAUUAAUUUGAG